Acanthopagrus latus (yellowfin seabream) is the source of this 1167-nucleotide messenger RNA. RefSeq lists its product as uncharacterized. The transcript has 7 exons. The record is from RefSeq and is a predicted model, not a curated record. Lineage: Eukaryota; Metazoa; Chordata; Actinopteri; Spariformes; Sparidae. Bases 230 to 973 code for a protein of 247 amino acids.
CCUUGCCUGCCUUCACCUGGCAGAAAUGUAACCUGAGCUGCGUGACACAAAUCACAGCAGUUUACCUUCGGAGAGGAAGAUCCUUGUUCAGGUGUUGCAUGAGGCGGAAAAAAAACACACAGACACACUCAAAAACAAGAUAUCUUUCAGGUCGUUGCUGUAAAAGAGGAUCAGAUUUGGACUGAGCGUUUGCAUGGAUUAUUGUGGGGAAACCUAAAAAAAAGUUACAAUGCCAAGUUUAGGAUCCAAAAAGAGAGAGAAUCUGUCCAGGAUGGACAGACACACUGAGGACCUGCCACAGUUGAGCAACGAGAUGCAGCUGAGCAUCAUGAACAUGGUGAAGAACGGAGAGCUGUCCAUCGAGGACGCGCUCAACCUGGCCAGGAAGGACGAGAAGAAGCUGCUCCAUCAGAAGAGUCUGGCUGAAGAGGAACAGCAGCGCUCGCAGUACAACUUCAGCGUUCACAAGCACAGCCGCUACAGGUGGCAGAAGCGGGUUUUUCAGAUUGAUUUCAAGACCAAAAUGCUGUGCAACAUCGAGAAAGGCAUCAUCAAGCGACAGUUCCCCUUCUCCAAAGUCAAGAGUUGUGAUGAUGGAACAGGUUCGAGGUUCACCAUUUCCUUUAAAGGACACCACGACUACGAGUUGGAAGCCACUUCACUAGAGGACAAACACAAGAUCAUUCAGCUCAUCAAUCAAAUCAUUUACGGGAACAUAUACAGUGACCCUGGAGAGGGAAAUGCAGAAACACUCCAGCAGCCUCAAGCAUCACAGAGCCUUCGGGAAGGCGUCUUGUUGCUCCACCGAGGCGGCCUGGCAUCCUUCAGAUGGGUCAAAUAUGAGGUCAAGCUCCACCCAGGCCAGCUAACUCUGGUCCCCUUCAGGCGACGAGGCCCCGCAGAUGGCGAGGCGCCGCCCACGGUGCCCGUGUCCACCGUGAUUCACCUUUCAGACGGCGACACCAGAGUGUAGAAACCUCCCAACUUCGACACGUUCACUCUGAUCACCCACAAAAAUGAGUACCAGUUCCGGGUGCCUCUACCCGAGCAAACAUCCGACCCUGAGUCCGUCCAGACGGAGCGAGAUGCUUGGGUCCAGGCCAUCCACAAACUGUGUUCGGACUGGAAGAGGAAGUCCAUGGGUGAACACGUGUUCAUGGAAACGAU